This is a messenger RNA of Dendrobium catenatum, 637 nucleotides long. Its product is annotated as cytochrome c oxidase assembly protein cox16, mitochondrial. The transcript is spliced from 4 exons. Bases 219 to 581 code for a protein of 120 amino acids. Gene Ontology annotation, cellular component: mitochondrial membrane. The record is from RefSeq and is a predicted model, not a curated record. NCBI's taxonomy places the organism in Eukaryota, Viridiplantae, Streptophyta, Magnoliopsida, Asparagales, Orchidaceae.
UUUGUCUUUGCUCUUCCUACAGCCUUACGCAUUCAUUGGGUUUGCUUUGUCUACAUUUCGUCGUCGCUGCUUCGGCUUCGCGUGAUCCGGGGUGAAGUAGAGUUUUGAAAGAGUGGCUAAAGGAAGCUUCUUCGGCCCCUUCGACAACGUUGUUCCUGUCAGAUCGGAAGUCUCGAGGGGAGCUCGCAGCGAAGUGUGAUUUCUCAUCCAAAUUAGAUAUGGCUCCUGAAGCCAAUACGGCAGUUCCACCAACCAAGAUUUUUCAUUCUGCUUCUGAAUUCAAGCGAUGGGGUAGGAAGUAUCCUUUCAUUAGAUACGGCUUGCCCCUCAUUUCACUCACCGUGCUGGGUUCAAUCGGACUUUCUCAUCUCAUACAGGGCAGUAAAGAAGUAACAAAAGAGAAGGAUGAUCUUGAGUGGGAUAUUAUUGAAACAACCAAAGCGUUGACAAGAACAGGCCCUUCAACGGGCUAUAAUCCAAGGAAAAUUUCAUUGGAGGAGGAGCUGAAGGCUUUGCAGGAGAAGGUUGACAUUAACAACUAUGAAUACAAGAGGAUUCCCAGGCCAAAUGAGGGCGACUAAAAUCGAAUGUAAUAACCUCUUUUUUAUUUAUUUUAGGGAGAUUUAUGCCGUUGCCC